AUGAGUGAAAUAAAGGAAAAAAGAAAACUAGCUAAUAAAAUUAUUUUAGCUGCUAGAUGUGAUUUGUUUAAUACAUUUUACGACUUUAGUUGGAAAAAAGAGGAUAAAACUAAAAAUGUUCAAAAGAGUUUUAAAUAUAAAAUUAAUACAAGGAGAGGUGGUUUUAAGGCAAAGAAAAAGCGUUUUAAAAUAAAUAAAUUUAAGCUUAAUUAA
Molecule: messenger RNA, 213 nt
Organism: Hepatospora eriocheir
Lineage: Eukaryota; Fungi; Microsporidia; Hepatosporidae
Source: the annotation of a GenBank genome assembly